AUGGACUCUCCAUGGUUUACAGAAUAUCUUUUGGUCAUGGCCAUGGCAAAGCUCAUGGAUGUAAAACACCCGACAUCGCAGACUCCCGGAACAGACUUGUUCGCUGAAGCCUUGAAGCGUCUUCCUCCACUGCAUCAUAUGGGUGGGGAAGGUGUUAUCGCUGUCGAGAUACUGACAUUGAUUACUACAUAUCUGCAGUGGUGUGACCGCAAACAUGAUGCUUAUCUCUACAUUGGACUUGCACUGCGGCUUGCUAUUGCUCUUGGAUGCAACCUACGGGAAAUUGACCAACGUUGCCUCCCUUCCCAGAGUGCCCACAGAUUAAGACUAUGGUGGACAGUAUACAUGCUCGACAGGCGCCUUUCUUCGGGUCUUGGGCUGGCUGCAGGGGCCGAUGAGCGGCAGCUACGUACUGAACUCCCGCGGAACGCGAUGGGUUUUCAGUCACCAAUUGCCCUUUCCAUCAAUGUUCGUAUCGCGCGAGUCACUGAUGAUAUAAUGUCAUCCCUGUAUGGCAAUAAGUCAAUCACCCAACUAGAACUAGUUCAAAAGAUCCAGCAAAUUCUCCAAGAACUGCAUGACACAGGCCGAUCAUUUCCUAAAUCUUUGAUGUUGGACUUCAAUCGACCUUUGCAGUUGGUAACUCGCACAGGUGCAUCGUUGUACCUAAUGCUUUUCCAGGCUAUUAUCCUAUGUACACGACCAAUAUUACUUCAAAGAGCUCGGUUUCGAGUCCAGAGCCAACAACAGCCACAGUCACCUGAUCCAGCGCCGAGUAUGCUGCUCCGUCUCUGUGAUACAUGUGAAGAGGCAGCCACCAGAAGCCUCGCAAUUCUUGAAUCACUUCGUCGCCAGCAAACCAUCCCCCGGUAUGGCUUUUUUGACUUGGAUGCAACAUUCUCCGCUGCAUUUGUGCUGGUCAUGGUAGGCUUCUUGGACAAGUCACAAAGUCAACCUCCGCCAGCGCUCGAUCAAGCAUCCAAAGUGCUCCAGUUUCUAUCACGGUCUGGUAAUUUGGCUGCCGAGCGACGCCUACAGGAUAUUGCACAAUCAUAUUUACAUGUUUGGCCGGAUCAUGUUUUCGACGCAAAUGCCUCGCACAGCGAUGUAGGCUCCCGAGACAAGACUCAGACAUUUGCUGCCAGUCCAGACUCGAGACAAGAUGCGUUGUUGACUUCAUUGGAUGCUCAUCCGUAUAUGGCUAUGGCGUCAAGUAGUCGGAGUGAUCAUCAAGAUGAGAUCAGACUGCUUGAGCCUUGGUCUAAUAUGGAUGUUCCAGACGCAAUGUUUGAUAUGCAGGGAGACUGGAAUCUAGAUCUUUCCGGGGAAGCCGAAGGAAUUUAUUCCAGUUUCCACAAUCCGACAUUGCCACUGACCGGUGUUGACUACAUCGACUGGUUGGAGAUCGAGAAAGUAUUUAAUGGUCCAUUGAGCGGAUAG
Penicillium expansum is the source of this 1440-nucleotide messenger RNA. Its product is annotated as fungal specific transcription factor domain-containing protein. Gene Ontology annotation, biological process: DNA-templated transcription. Lineage: Eukaryota; Fungi; Ascomycota; Eurotiomycetes; Eurotiales; Aspergillaceae. The coding region runs from base 1 to 1440 and encodes 479 amino acids. The record is from RefSeq and is a predicted model, not a curated record. Gene Ontology annotation, molecular function: DNA binding; zinc ion binding. The transcript is spliced from 6 exons.